GUCAAGAUAAUUAAAAAACGGUCUCGACAAACGUCUCACAAACGUUCAGCAAAUCAACUAUGGCGGUUGGAAAAAACAAACGACUUUCAAAAGGCAAAAAAGGAGUAAAAAAGAAAGUAACAGAUCCAUUUCUACGCAAAGAUUGGUAUGAUUUAAAAGCACCAUCUAUGUUUGAAACACGGAACUUUGGAAAAACACUGGUGAAUAGAAGUACCGGUAUGAAAAAUGCAAAUGACUCACUACGGGGACGAGUCAUAGAAGUAUCAUUAGCAGAUCUUCAAAAAGAUGAAGAACAUGCAUUUAGGAAAAUUAAGCUUCAAAUUGCAGAAGUUCAAGGGCGGGACUGUUUAACAAACUUUUAUGGGAUGUUAAUGACAUCUGAUAAACUACGUUCUCUUGUUCGACGCUGGCAAACACUCAUUGAAGCACAUCAAGAUGUUAAGACGACAGAUGGCUAUGUGUUGAGACUGUUUGUUAUUGGAUUUACAAAACGCCGCACAAACCAAAUCAAAAAAACAGCAUAUGCACAAACUUCUCAGAUCCGACAAAUCCGUAAAAAAAUGUUUGAAAUAAUACAAAGAGAAGCAUCUAUGUGUUCAAUGAAAGAUCUUGUUCAGAAAUUUAUUCCUGAAGUUAUUGGUCGUGAAAUUACAAAAUCAACACAGGGCAUCUUUCCUCUGCAAAAUGUAUUUAUUCGAAAGGUCAAGAUUCUCAAAGCUCCACGUACCGAUAUUCAACGCCUUCUUGAAUUACACGAAGAAUCAGUUGAGGACACAGGUGUCAAGGUCUCUAAAGAAUUUAAAAAAUUAGAUAUUUUAGAUUCUGUAUAGUUUUUAACUCUUCUUCUAAACGUCAACUAUCCUCCUUAAGACUCAGCCUC
Messenger RNA from Pneumocystis jirovecii RU7, 880 nucleotides. RefSeq names its product 40S ribosomal protein S1. The record is from RefSeq and is a predicted model, not a curated record. Gene Ontology annotation, biological process: translation. Lineage: Eukaryota; Fungi; Ascomycota; Pneumocystomycetes; Pneumocystales; Pneumocystaceae. Bases 60 to 830 code for a protein of 256 amino acids. The transcript is spliced from 4 exons. Gene Ontology annotation, molecular function: structural constituent of ribosome. Gene Ontology annotation, cellular component: cytosol; ribosome.